This is a messenger RNA of Fukomys damarensis (Damara mole-rat), 3483 nucleotides long. RefSeq names its product zinc finger protein 568-like. The record is from RefSeq and is a predicted model, not a curated record. Gene Ontology annotation, biological process: negative regulation of transcription by RNA polymerase II. NCBI's taxonomy places the organism in Eukaryota, Metazoa, Chordata, Mammalia, Rodentia, Bathyergidae. The transcript has 8 exons. Gene Ontology annotation, molecular function: DNA-binding transcription repressor activity, RNA polymerase II-specific.
CCUAGGCUUUCACAGACACUUUGCUGGAUGCACAUCUGGGCGUUUCCAGAAGGCGAAGCUGACCAGUCCCUGCAGCAGUAGGAAAGGAAGGGGCUGGAACGGUUUGGUUUGUACCGGCCGCAGGCGGCUGACGGCGGAGGCGGUCAAGCUGUCCUCCGAGUCCGGAGAAGGGGUAGUGGGGAGCGCCGUGUGAGUAUGUUACUGAUUUCAUGUGAGGAGCAUAUUCCUGAGCUUUUUAUCCUUUUAGCUUGCUUGAUGUAUAGGUCCUGGAUCCACAAGAGUAAGACAGAUCUGUGAUGUGAGUACACAGAAGCUUGAGGAAAAGAUGUCAUGGAAGGAGACUUCCUAACCUGAGACUUACCUGAGAAGCUGGAGAAUCUUGGAAAAGAGUGGACCCUAGAGUUGCUGGACCCGCAGACUAUCUUGACCAUUUUUCCCAGAGCUAGCAAAGUGUGAAUGUCGUCUCAACCUUCAAUAUCAGCAGUAGCUGUCUAACAAUGGACAAUUCGAUCCAUACGAUGGAAAGGAAAGCUUGGUGUUUUCGGGACUCUGCUCUUUCUCAAGAAGACGAGAAUAUAGCCAGAUUUCUUGAAACAGUAACAUUUAAAGAUGUGGCUGUCGAUCUCACCCAGGAAGAAUGGCAGCAAAUGAAACCUGCUCAAAGGAACUUGUACCGUGAUGUGAUGCUGGAGAACUAUAGCAACCUAAUCACAGUGGGCUGUCAAGUUACCAAACCAGAUGUGAUCUUCAAGUUGGAACAAGAAGAGGAGCCAUGGGUGAUGGAAGAAGAAAUGCUUUGGAGGCACUCUCCAGAAGUUUGGGAAGUUGAUGAGCAGAUCAAGAAGCAACAGAAAACACUUAUGAGGAAAGGCACAUCCAUCUCCAAGAAAACUCUGAUUAAGGAAAAAGUCAUUGAAUGUAAAAAAGUUGCAAAAAUAUAUCCUCUGAGCUCAGACAUUACUUCAAGACAAAACCUCUAUGAAUAUGACUCACUUAAUACAGGUUUGGAAAAAAAUUUAGACUUACUUAGUUAUGAUAAAGGUUGUGUAAGAGAAAAAAAUUUUGAGUGUAAUGAGUUUGGGAAACCAUUUUACAAUUGUUCAUCCUAUGUCAUAACUCCCUUUAAGUGUAAUCAUUGUGGACAAGACUUCCCUCAUAAAUUUGACCUCAUUAGACAUGAGAAAAUUCAUGCUGGAGAAAAACCGUACAAAUGUAAAGAAUGUGGAAAAGUCUUCAGCAGGAAAGAAAAUCUUAUUACACAUCAGAAAAUUCAUACUGGGGAAAAACCGUUUAAGUGUAAUGAAUGCGGAAAAGCAUUCAUUCAGAUGUCAAAUCUCAUUAGACACCAAAGAAUUCAUACUGGGGAGAGACCUUAUGCAUGCAAGGAUUGUUGGAAAGCUUUCAGUCAGAAAUCAAAUCUCAUUGAACACAAGAGGAUUCAUACUGGAGAAAAACCCUAUGAAUGUAAGGAAUGUAGGAAAUCCUUCAGCCAGAAGCAGAAUCUUAUUGAGCAUGAAAAAAUUCACACUGGGGAGAAACCUUAUGCAUGUAAUGAAUGUGGUAGAGCUUUUUCUCGAAUGUCAUCUGUUACUCUACAUAUGAGAAGUCACACAGGGGAGAAACCCUAUAAAUGUAAUAAAUGUGGAAAAGCUUUCUCUCAGUGCUCAGUAUUUAUUAUACAUAUGAGAAGCCAUACAGGUGAGAAACCUUAUGUAUGUAGUGAAUGUGGGAAAGCCUUUUCUCAAAGUUCAUCUCUUACUGUACAUAUGAGAAAUCAUACAGCUGAGAAACCCUAUGAAUGUAAUGAAUGUGGAAAAGCUUUUAGCCGGAAAGAAAAUCUUAUUACACAUCAGAAGAUUCAUACUGGAGAAAAACCUUAUGAAUGCAAUGACUGUGGGAAAGCUUUUAUCCAGAUGUCAAACCUCAUCAGACACCAGCGGAUUCAUACUGGUGAGAAACCCUAUACCUGUACAGUAUGUGGAAAAUCCUUUAGCCAGAAAUCAAAUCUUACUGAACAUGAGAAAAUUCAUACUGGAGAGAAACCCUAUCAUUGUAAUCAGUGUGGAAAAGCCUUCAGUCAGAGACAGAAUCUCCUUGAACAUGAAAAAAUUCAUACUGGAGAGAAACCAUUUAAAUGUAAUGAAUGUGGUAAAGCCUUCUCUCGAAUCUCAUCCCUUACUCUGCAUGUGAGAAGUCACACAGGGGAGAAACCGUAUGAAUGUAGUAAGUGUGGAAAAGCCUUUUCUCAGUGUUCCUUACUUAUUAUACAUAUGAGAAGCCAUACUGGUGAGAAACCUUUUGAAUGUAAUGAGUGUGGAAAAGCGUUUUCUCAAAGGGCAUCUCUUUCAAUACAUAAGAGGGCUCAUACAGGUGAGAAACCCUAUAGAUGUCAGGAGUGUGGGAAGGCCUUUCGAUCAACUGCACAACUUAAUCUUCAUCAGAGAAUUCAUACUGAAGAAAAGUUCUUUGAAUGUAAGGAAUGUGGGAAAGCCUUUACCCGCCCCUCACACCUUUUUCGACAUCAGAGAAUCCAUACUGGUGAGAAACCCCAUCAAUGUAAGGAAUGUGGGAAAGCUUUUCGCUAUGACACACAACUUAGCCUUCAUCAGAUAAUUCAUACUGGUGAGAGACGCUAUGAAUGUAAGGAGUGUGGGAAGGUAUAUAGUUGUGCCUCACAACUAAGUCUGCAUCAAAGGGUUCAUACUGGUGAGAAACCCCAUAAAUGUAAGGAAUGUGGGAAAGGCUUUAUCUCUGAUUCACACCUCAUUCGACAUCAGCGUGUUCAUACUGGAGAGAAACCCUAUAAAUGUAAGGAAUGUGGGAAGGCCUUUCGUCGUAGCUCAUAACUUACUCGACAUCAGAGAGCUCAUGCUGGUGAGAAACCUUAUAAAUGUAAGGGAUGUGGAAUGGCCUUUACUUGUAGCACAGAACUUGUUAGACAUCAGAAAGUCCACACUGGUGAGAGACCCCAUAAGUGUAAGGAAUGUGGAAAAGCUUUUAUUCGGAGAUCUGAACUUACUCAUCAUGAGAGAAGCCAUAGUGGUGAAAAACCAUACAAAUGUAAGGAAUGUGGGAAGGCUUUUGGUCGUGGCUCAGAACUUAAUCGACACCAGAAAAUUCAUACUGGUGAGAAACCCUAUGAAUGUAAAGAAUGUGGGAAGGCCUUUAUUCGUGGCUCACACCUUAGUCAACAUCAAAGAACCCAUUCAGGACACAAGAGAAAGCUUAGAAUUUGAUUGACAUCAGGAAAUUCAUACUAAUUAAGAAAAGAUUACAAGGAAUGUAGAAAAGUAUUUGAUGUUAACAAUUUACUGAGUAUCAGAAUUUGUACUAUGGAUAAUAGGGCCUUAUUAAGGGCCAGAAAUGGUCUAAUACUAGUUACUACUGAGAAACCUUAUAAAUAGUAGAAAUUGGGAGGGGUUUAUUUAUUUCAGAUUUAUUCCACUGGUUUUUGUUUUUUGUUUUUUUUUUUUGGUGGGGAGA